AUGAAGUACGGCCAGACUUUCUUCGCGCAAUCUGUGCCACAAUGGGCGGCAUAUAAUGUCGAUUAUGAUGAACUGAAGAACCUGAUUAAAAUCAAUACGAUCAAGGACCAAGGCCAGGCAAUCGCAAUCCCAGGACAAGAAGACCCGAGGUUGGAGAAAUUCGAGACCGCCUUCUUCAACGAAUUGUCCAACCAACAUGAUCGCGUGGAUCUUUUCGUAAAGAGCAAGGCAGAUGAGAUCAGUCGCCGCCUUCAGCAUCUCCAGAAGGUCGUAUUACGCUUACUUGCCCGGACUGCCCAGUCCAGCAAUAGCGACCCGAUAACCCAAAAACACCGAGACAAGUUCGCGAAAUAUAAUGUGCAAAUCGAAAGGUGCGGCGACGACAUCCGGUCCCUCCAACGAUUCGUAUCAGCUCAACGGGUGGCAUUUCAUAAGAUCUUGAAGAAGUAUAAGAAAUGGACAGGGUCAAGGGCACUCGGAGAACGUUUUAAUGACGAGGUUUUGAGCAACCCGAAGAGUUUGGUACGACGUGACUUCGGCCCUCUUCUGUCACAGUACCAGGAUCUUUCUAUCAAUCUCCAGUCCUCGACUCCAGCUGGCAGCGAGCCUCCAAGUCUGACCUCGUCGAGACGACCCUCCCGCCGAUCAAGCACCCAGAUUGUAGUCCAACAGGUGCCACAACAUAAUUGGAAUGAGUACGAUGACGGAAGUGAAGGAGGAGAGGAUGAACCAUACACGAUCUAUGUCAACCCCGAUGGAGGUUCGUUCCCAGGUGCAAAGACCAUGGAGUACGUUUUUGCCAAAGUGAAGAAACCUAUGGAGAGCGUCAAAGCAUGGUUUAGCCCCGGCUCGUCGCCCAGCGAGCGACACGGCCUCCUGGUGGAACGAAACGAUGGAUACUUCGCCGAACAGCAAAGUCCAGUAGAUACGGAUCUCGAAGACGAAGCUUACGCAUCUUCCAACAACGAAUUCCCAGCUGGUUACAUGGCACACUACGCCACAUUUCCAAGCAUCAACGACCAGAAAUUCUCCAGGCAUCGGGAGAUGCUAUUGUUCCGAGGGAUGGUUGGAGCAUAUGCUGGGUCAUUAAUGCUCAUUUCUAUUACCAGCAUCCUCAUUUCUACAGGCAGACAUAAACUCCGUGCAGAGGUAGAUGCCGGAGCGAUUGCUGGAUGCAUUGCAAGUCUCUGCUUCGCUCUGGCUGGUGUUACAGCAGCUUUGUGCAGAAAGCAGACAACGAACUGGCUGCACAGAGCUUGUAUCAGUGUUACGUUUGUUGGGCUAUUGUCCUUGAAUUUGAUGCUUCUUUUCUUGGUGUUGGACAAUAUUCGGGGAUGA
This is a messenger RNA of Cadophora gregata, 1338 nucleotides long. RefSeq lists its product as uncharacterized. Gene Ontology annotation, biological process: vacuole fusion, non-autophagic; polyphosphate metabolic process; vacuolar transport. NCBI's taxonomy places the organism in Eukaryota, Fungi, Ascomycota, Leotiomycetes, Helotiales, Ploettnerulaceae. The record is from RefSeq and is a predicted model, not a curated record. The transcript is spliced from 5 exons. Bases 1 to 1338 code for a protein of 445 amino acids. Gene Ontology annotation, cellular component: vacuolar transporter chaperone complex; fungal-type vacuole membrane.